UUUAUAUUCUAUACGGGUAUAAUCGUGCGCGGGGUUUGGGUUUACGCCCAUUUAUGUAAAGGAGCCCACCGUUAACGGUUAGAGGCAAGAGAGGUACGGAAUAAACGACAAGCCCCACCCGCGGGAGCAGAUGAUCUGUCCAGUAUGACCAGUGGAGCUAUGACGAUGUAAAUGUUUUAAUUUAAAUACAGCACGAGGCGUUUUCCAAGAGUAGCCUAUGAUUACAUGAGAACGCAGAAGGCUCAUGGUGAUACACUUCAAAGUUAGCAACCAGUUUGCUUUACAUGGUGUCGUGGCCUGGUGGAUAGCAGGGGAGAGUGUCACCUACCAACCAGCUGUAUGACUGACUUCACUCUAUUUCAACGGCAGCUUUGACUAGCUAAAGAACAUUGAGCAUUGAUCAUUCUUCAGUGAUUGCAUCCCAAAGCGCCGCCAACAUGUCCCAGCCAUCUUUAAAACAGUGGUAUGAAGACCGGAAGAGGUUAAGGGUCGUCUAUGAUCAUUCCAGGGCAAAACCAGUAGAGAGGAAGAACAAAAUCAAGAAGAGUAGACAGGCGGCUUUUAAGUCUGCAUUAGCAGAGAGGACAAAGCCAUCGGGACAGCAUCAAUACACCAAGACAAACACGUCAGAUUCAUCAUUGGGCAAAGAACAAUGCGGAGCACAAGCAAAAAGAGACGAAGCCUCAUCUUAUAGAAGCAAAGACUCUUAUCACAUGAUACAGAUAUUUAUCAAGACGCCCAUCAACCCCAAAACCCUCUGUCUACGACUCGAUCAUAAAACAACCGUCUCCGACCUGAAACACAUCAUUCACAGGAAGUUGGCCAUUCGUCCCGAGUUGCAAAAUCUGUACACAAACAACAAAAGGUUCAAGUUGUGUGACGCUUUGACUCUUCUUGAUCUUGGCAUUAAACCGGAGACAAACAUUGAUCUAACACUAGCAGAAGGUUUGCUUGGUGGUGCCCCAACACCAGUAGACGAGACAUUCCUACGGACUUUAGCGGGAAACCUCGGCAAGGACUGGCAGCAACUCGCAGACAAGCUUAAGUUCAUACCAGCAGAAAUUGCUGAGAGCAACCCAGAAGAACAGGCUUACACGAUGCUAGUUUCUUGGUUGGGUGCGCAGCAAGCUGAUGGCAGAGAAGCGGGGGAAUGGUUGAGAAGUGCUUUGGUUCAAAUAGGUCGUCGAGAUUUAGCUGCAAGGAUCCCAGGUUAUUCCCCAACAUCCCCAAGAGCAGGUAACAAAGACAAGUCGCCGGAUGCAUCAGGAGCUGAUGAGAAGAAACUACAAGUCCCUGAGGCAGACAGGACUGAUUUGCCACAAACCUCAGGUUACGAACCCACAUCCCCAAGAGCAGGUAACAAAGGGAAGUCUCCGGAUGCAUCAGGAGCUGAUGAGAAGAAACUACGAGUUCCUGAGGCAGACGGGACUGAUUUGCCACAAACCUCAGGUUAUGUACCCACAUCCCCAAGAGCAAGUAGCAAGACGCAGUCACCGGAACAUCAGUCAACAUCAGAUGCAUCAGGCAUUAUUGAGAUGUUAGGAGUCGUAGCUGAAAAUAUUGGAAAAGAUUGGAAGCAACUCGGCACUUCUUUAGGCAUUAAAGCUGCACAAAGUGACAAAUAUCCAAUUGACCACCCAAAUGACGUCAGAGAGCAGAUCUAUCAAAUGCUGCGUGAUUGGGUCAGAAAACAAACAAGCCAAAAGGAGGCUGAAGACGGGUUGAUAGAGACGCUUCUCAAACUCGGCCGUGCUGACAUUGUCCAAAUGUUACCAGGUUGUGCAAACACAUCCAAAGGAGCAAGUAAGGUAGACGAAGUUCACUGCAAGCAACUAAAGGAACACCAGUCAAUAACCGAUGCAUCAGGUAUUGGUGAGAAGAAGUUAGGAGACAUAGCUGAGCAUAUUGGAAAAGAUUGGAAGAGACUCGGCACUUCUUUGGGUAUUACAGCUGCAAAGAUUGACACAUAUCCAGUCGAUUAUCCAAAUGACCUCAAUCAACAAGUCUUUCGGAUGCUACUGGAUUGGUGCAGACAUGACCCAGAGGCGGCUGAAGAUGGAUUGAAAGAGGCGCUUAAAGAGAUCGGCCGUACUGACAUUCUCAAAAGAUUAGGUGAGAUGGAGCUGCCCUCCAAAGCGUUGGUUGAGACUUUGGUGAGUCAUUACUUGGAGACGAUGAAAGUGAACACACAUCCUACUGUUAAGCAUUUGGCUCGUGAUAUGGAUCAACUUUAUGUAAGUUUAGAACUUUUGCAAGAAACAAACGAACUUGAUAAGCCACUCAUAUUGCAGUCAGGUUUAGUUAAGGGAAAACAUGAAACAGAUCACACAAUACACAUUGACAUUGAAGGCGAACACGAGACCGAUAAAACCCAAACAGAGUAUAAGAAAAUUCCUCUCAAGUCAUACGGAGACAUGAUAAGCUUGGAUAAGAACAGAAUCUUAAUCACUGCUGAAAGUGGGUAUGGUAAAUCAACACUUCUAAAGAAGAUAGCUCAUGACUGGGCUGUUUUACAGAGUGAUACUCACGUGACUCAACAAAAACAAAAGUCGCCUCUGUCAAAGUAUGAGCUUGUCUUUUUGUUGGAAAUAAACAAAAUGGACGCAAAGUUCAACAUUACGGAUGAAAUAUCUUCUCAAAUAUUGCCUCAAAACGAAUUUGGGAAGAAGAGUUUUGAAAAUUAUAUGACACAAAACCCAGAGAAAGUUCUCAUCCUACUUGAUGGAGCAGAUGAAAUCUCAUUUGAGACACUACAAAAUGCAAACGAAGACUUCAGUGUUAACAACGUCCUCUCGUUCAAGUCGCUUAAACGCUGUAAGGUUAUCGUAACAAGUCGUCAAUCUACGGCCCUUAAAUUACUUGCUUGCAAUCCAGAUUUCACAAGAGUAAACAUAGUUGGGUUCGAUGACAAAAAUAAGAAAGAAUAUAUCCGCAACUACUUCAGCAACCAUGAUUCCCAACACCAUGAUCAUGUAUUUUCUGAAAUAAAUAAGUCGGACACACUACAAAGUUUAGGGGAGGUUCCUCUGUUUCUUUGGCUGAUGUGUUCGUCACUAACACAGGCUGGAAGUCAACUACCUGACAGGAUUACAGACCUGCUUAAUGACGCAACCAGCAUAAUCCGUAAGCAAAAGAUGGGCAAAGAUUGGACAUCCAAUCUCCCCGAGAAAAUAACCGAAAAUGGGUUUAAUGAGCUGAUGUUUAAACUUGGGCAAGUUGCACUUGAAAGUUUGGUGUUAAAAGGGCUACGCACAAAAUUCCUUCGUGGUUUCAGAGCUUGGUUCAGAGGACCUUGUCAAUUUGGGAUGUGAAGUCGGCUUGCUGACCCGAGUU
Messenger RNA from Asterias rubens (European starfish), 3333 nucleotides. RefSeq lists its product as uncharacterized. The transcript has 10 exons. Gene Ontology annotation, molecular function: protein binding. Lineage: Eukaryota; Metazoa; Echinodermata; Asteroidea; Forcipulatida; Asteriidae. Gene Ontology annotation, biological process: signal transduction. Bases 438 to 3311 code for a protein of 957 amino acids. The record is from RefSeq and is a predicted model, not a curated record.